Messenger RNA from Pocillopora verrucosa, 2157 nucleotides. Its product is annotated as calcium/calmodulin-dependent protein kinase type 1. Gene Ontology annotation, biological process: protein phosphorylation. NCBI's taxonomy places the organism in Eukaryota, Metazoa, Cnidaria, Anthozoa, Scleractinia, Pocilloporidae. Gene Ontology annotation, molecular function: calcium/calmodulin-dependent protein kinase activity; calmodulin binding; ATP binding. The record is from RefSeq and is a predicted model, not a curated record.
CAAACUGUCUCCUUCGCCUUAGAACGCUGAAACCCACAACUCAUCCUUCGAAGACACUUUUUUUUUGACGGGAAGGGAGCCGGCGAAUAAACAAACCCAUUUGUGCACACAUGGCGGAUAUCGAUUCGCCACAGUACGGCGAGGAAGAUGAAGAAAAUUGCAAAGACGUCAAAAAGAGCAGAAGAAAGCGAAUGCCGCUGUUUGGGAAAAAGAAAUUCGAUGAGAAGAUCACAAAGAAGUACACUUUUCAUGACGUGCUCGGAACUGGAGCGUUUUCUGAAGUUUUCAUGGCUGAAGAGAAGGCUACCGGUAAGUUAUACGCUGUAAAGUGCAUCGCCAAGAGGAAACUUUCCGGCAAGGAAGAGGCAAUAGAGAACGAAAUUGCUAUCUUGAAGAAGGUGAACCAUCCAAACAUAAUUAAACUUUGGGAAAUAUUCGACAACAAAACACAUCUUCAUCUAGUGAUGGAUUUGGUUCAAGGGGGAGAACUGUUUGACCGCAUAGUUGAGAAAGGUAGCUAUACAGAACAGGACGCAAGCGACCUUAUAAAACAGAUUCUGGAAGCUGUAGAUUAUUUACAUGGUCAGGGGAUUGUGCACAGAGAUUUGAAGCCUGAAAAUCUUCUUUACUACAGUCCUGAUGAUGACUCUAAAAUAAUGAUCAGUGAUUUUGGCCUGUCCAAGACAGAGGAAGAUGAUAGCAUGAUGGCAACUGCCUGUGGAACCCCAGGAUAUGUUGCCCCUGAAGUUCUCAAACAGAAACCUUAUGGAAAAGCAGUAGAUUGUUGGGCUGUUGGAGUAAUUUGCUAUAUUUUACUUUGUGGUUAUCCUCCAUUCUAUGAUGAAAGUGAUGCAAACCUCUUCGCACAGAUCAUGAAAGGAGAGUAUGAAUUUGAUACACCAUACUGGGAUGACAUUUCAGAUUCAGCUAAGAAUUUUAUUGAGCGUUUACUACAAGUUGACCCCAAGAAGCGGUUUACGUGCAAGCAGGCUCUAAAUCAUCCUUGGAUUUCCGGUGGAGAGGCUCUUGAUCGUGACAUCCAUGCAUCAGUUAGUGAACAAAUAAAGAAAAACUUCUACAAGGCUAAGUGGAAGCAAGCGUUUAAUGCCGCAACAGCCAUCAACCGAAUGAAAAACCUUCAACUCGGUGGGGCCGACAAGCCGGCUGUAAACAACAAUGGCGACUGAACCGAAGCAGCUGGUCUGCAGUGAUGGUCUUUUUUAAGUUCUUUCUCACUUCUUGUCGGUAAACAGGCGAAGAAAGGAUCUGGGAACGAGGCUUAUGUAAACCCCUGUAGAUCAGGCGUUUACGAAUUUGUAGAUUAAAAUUUCCAUCUGCUCAUUUAAAAGCAAAUAUUUUGCUUCUUUUUUGUUCCAUAUGGAAUUCAUUUCAGCCGUCGAAGUAUUUGUAAUAAUUCAAAGAAAAGUCGAAUAAGAAAUGCUUGAGUUUAGCGAAAGAAAUAUAUCAAGGGUCACAGUGUAGUUAAUAUUCCUCAUCAACUAUUAUGAAAUAUUUUGUAACCGAUUUGUUCUAUGGUCGAAUUCCGAUAGCGUCAGAUGAAAACUUAAGUGUCUUUUAGACUGGAAAUGCGCAGUUCUGCGCAGUUCAAUCUCUAGGUAAUUUUUUUAAGUGCAUGAGCUCCUACCCCAUGCGCUGGGUCCCCUUGACAACGGUCGAGAACUGAAUCUUGGUAAUUUCUGACAGGAAGUUUUAAACACUUUGUAAAUCUUUUUGAAGUGCACAAGUGUAGUUACAAGAACUACUGUCAGUUUUGUGGUUAAUGUUAGAAUACCAGCGAUGGAAGUAGGUUCAAAACCAAUCAAAGUUUCUUGUCUUGCGAUCGAACCAGGACUCGAGGAACGAGGAGAAAAGUUUCUUUUAAAGACAUCUCUUUUCCUUUAGCAGCUUGUUUUGAGAGAAAAUUAUAUUUUUCAGCGGAUCACCUGCCGAAUAUUCUGAUGUGCCAAUCGAUACAAAUUUUGUUAGAUUUAUCAUGUCCCAAUUCUGGUCUCGUUUUUUUAGGAGUCUUCCAAAUUUUGAUGCUAGUUUCCGUUUUUAAAUACAUAAAUUACUCGCUGUUCUGAGUGAGACGGUACAUGUGUCAAUGUAAUACAAUGAACUUAUUGAUCUUUGCUAAUAAAAUUAUGCCUUCAGAAA